UUCAAGUUAUCCACUUUUUCAUAUCUGAAAAACUAGCUUGACGAGUUUUAAAUAAAGUUUUCGAGUGCACUCGGAUGCGCUCUCAGUUGACUAGUUAAUUGAGCACAUACAAAGUCAGCAUUGGCAAUAGUUUUUGCAGGGACGUAACAUUUUGCCCCCCCCCUCCCCCAUUGUUCGUCCAGUACCAGGCUUGAGCACCCCCCUGCUUAGAAACGCCCCUGCUGGGUGAUCACACUACACAUGCCUGAAGGUUAGACCUAUACUAACAUCAUUAAAUAUAAUCCUAUAUGACACAAUAUCCAUUUAUUUACUGAACACAUAUAUACAUGCACACAGUUCAUAUACAACUGUACCCACUCUUUGAUACGACAUCCUUGAUACCCAUAUCCUUGAUACCCACAUCCUUGAUACCCAUAUCCUUGAUACCACAUCCUUGAUACCCACAUCCUGCAUCUGCAUGCAUGAGAGAGGGUGUAUACAUGCAUGAAAAAGUUAUAUGCCCUCAUUUUGAUACUGAAUUGCAAGAAGCAUAUUGCCAAUGAUGAGUUGCUUGCUGUGGAAGUCAGUUAUUGUCCUGAGCCUGGUUUGGGCUGUUGGAGGACAAUCAACUGGAAGCCUGAGGCUGGUAGACAGCUUUAGUCGAACAGGAGGCUCCUCUGGCAGACUGGAGGUCUAUUACAGUAGUCGAUGGGGGACAGUGUGUCAGGACGGGUUUGGUAUAAAUGACGCAAGAGUGGCUUGUCGUCAACUAGGGUUCUCAAGCUACAGCCGAUACGGAACAGUUCAAAGGCUAGAUUUCUUCCAAGCUUCAUCAAGCACUCGGACAUGGCUGGACGAGCUUCGUUGCUCAGGAACUGAGAGCAAACUCAUUGAUUGCCCUGCUAACACUAUCGGAGUUGAAGAUUGCUCCCAUUUUGAAGAUGUGGCCUUGAUCUGUACUGGAAGAACUACAAGCCCUUCAAGUGGAGACCUGAGACUGGUAGACAACUCAUACUGAAUAGAAGGUUCCUCUGGCAGACUGGAGGUCUAUUACAAUGGAACAUGGGGGACAAUGUGUUAUGACAGUUUCAGUCGAAAUAAUGCAGUGGUGGCUUGUCGUCAACUAGGGUUCCCAGCCUUCAGAUUAUACGGAACAGUUGGAUCGCUAGGUUUCUUCCCAUCUUUAUCAAAUACUCUGAUACUAGACGAGGUUCGUUGUCGAGGAACUGAGAGCAGACUGAUUGAUUGCCCUGCUAACACUAUCGGAGUUGAAAAUUGCACCCACACACGAGAUGUGGGCUUGAUCUGUGACCCUGAAGGUCCUUUUAAUGGAGAACUGAGGCUGGUAGACAACUCAGGAGGCUCCUCUGGUAGACUGGAGGUCUCUUACAAUAAAGCAUGGGGGACAGUGUGUGACAAUAACUUUGGUCCAAACGAUGCAAUGGUGGCUUGUCGACAGCUGGGGUAUGCAAACUAUACACAGUAUGGACGAGUAGGAACAUUAAGUUUUAAUGAAGCCAUAUCAACCACUCGGAUAUGGCUGGAUGAGCUUCGUUGCUUAGGAACUGAGAGCAGAUUAAUCAACUGUCCUGCUAAUGCUAUUGGAAUUGCAAACUGCGGCCACUCACAAGAUGUGGCCUUGAUCUGUGAGGCUACUGCAACACCCACUUCAUCAAGUUCAUCAUCCAUCAUCUCGAUCAGCAUUGGAGUAACUGUUCCUGUCAUCAUCAUAGUUGUCCUAUUUGUCUGCAGUUUCAUAAGCAGAAGAGGUCGCCUGGCUCACCUCUCACUCAGGAUUCUAGACACUAACAAUACGUCGACAACUGCAACCGUCACAAAUACACAAAAUACAGCCUACUCCAUGAAUCAAAGAUCCCCAAACUCUAAUCAGCCUCCCCCUCCAAAUGUGCAUGGACCUCAACCAGCAGCUGCCUACCCGAUUGGACAAUAUGCUGACCCCCAGUAUCCCACGUCCUAUCCUCAGCAACCCCCAGCCCCUGAAAAACCACUGCAUUGUACUUGUCUGGCGGAGAAGCCCCUCCUGCAUAUCCUGGCUAAGUAUACCGUCCACUAAGUAUUAUUAGUGUUCUUACGAAAUUGACUGAUAGGGACAUAGCAAGUUAGUAUGAUCUGCUGCGUGUACUUGAUGUCUCCAUAGUUCAAUUUUUAUCCACCUUAUAAAUGUUAUCUAAAUAAUGACAAAGCACUAAUGCACAUACACUGAUAGAGUCUACACCCCAAAAAGCAACAUGCACAUUCCCAUUCAUGGCUGUACAUAGAGCUGAACAGAAAUGAUGAAUGACUCUAUAAUGAUAUUCAUACCUGUCAUAAUUUGCUCUGCUAAUGUGACGUGUGUAUGGUGGGCCAACCUCGUGAUCAUAAUUAUACAGUCAUCAGGCAUCAUAAUGACACUUUCUGGGUUCAUUACGUACAUGUAGAUCUACACACAGUCUAGUGUAAAGGCAAACACUAGAAGAGAAAUAGAUGGAAACAGGUCACAUUGGCCGGAACAAACAAGCAUGCGCGUAGGGAGUCAUUCACUCCUGGGGGAGUCCCCCACACCUUAGGCAGGAAUGACCAGGGGGUCACUCCCACCGGGGAGUCAUUCAUUCCUUGAUCCUCUGACACCAGACGUGAAAUACUAUUUAACUUUGGUGUG
Molecule: messenger RNA, 2638 nt
Organism: Halichondria panicea
Lineage: Eukaryota; Metazoa; Porifera; Demospongiae; Suberitida; Halichondriidae
Product: neurotrypsin-like
Exons: 8
Coding region: 1052-2053 (333 amino acids)
Cellular component (GO): membrane
Source: RefSeq, a predicted model, not a curated record